AUGGAGGAGGAGGCUGCGAGGAAGAGGAAGAUGCCUUGGGCCCCCCAGGCAGGCCCCGAGCUGAGGACGGAGAGCCCGGAGGACAAAUCCCCCCGUGAGACCCUGGUGGGAGAGGCCGUUUUGAAGGGCUCCACAGUGCAGGAAGGCAGCGGGGAGGAAAAGGUCCGGAGAUCCCCCCACAGGAGGGGCUCCAAAGGCAGCCCAGGGUGCUCUGAGGAGGAAAGACCCAGGCUGGGCCGGGAAGGCGGCUGGAGCUUGAGGCAGAGCUCUGAGCUGGUGGUCCCUGAGAAGCCUCCCAGCAGGGAGAAGCCCUUCAGGUGCUUGGAGUGUGAGAAAAGCUUCAGCCGGAGCUCCCACCUGCUCCAACACCAGCACAUCCACACUGGGGAACGUCCCUACACGUGUGGGGAAUGUGGGAAGAGCUUCAGGAGCAACUCCAACCUGAUCGAACACCAGCGCACCCACACUGGGGAAUGGCCCUACACGUGUGGGGAAUGUGGGAAGAGCUUCAGUUACAGCUCCCACCUCCUCACCCACCAGCGCAUCCACACGAGGGAGAGGCCCUACAAGUGUGGAGAAUGUAGGAAGAGCUUCAGGACCAGCUCCGACCUCCUCAAACACCAGCUCAUCCACACUGGGGAACGGCCCUACAAGUGUAUGAAAUGUGGGAAGAGGUUUCAGACCAGCUCCAAUCUCCUCAGGCAUGAGUGGACGCACACGGAUGAGAGGCCCUUCCGCUGCACCGACUGCGGGAAGGGCUUCAAGCACAACUCUCACCUCGUCACCCACCGGCGCAUCCACACUGGGGAGAGGCCCUACAAGUGUGGGGAGUGUGGGAAGAGCUUCACCAAGAGCUCUGGCUUGACCAGACACCAACAGACCCACCAGUAA
This is a messenger RNA of Neopelma chrysocephalum (saffron-crested tyrant-manakin), 891 nucleotides long. RefSeq names its product zinc finger protein 239-like. The record is from RefSeq and is a predicted model, not a curated record. Gene Ontology annotation, molecular function: RNA polymerase II cis-regulatory region sequence-specific DNA binding; DNA-binding transcription factor activity. The transcript is spliced from 3 exons. Lineage: Eukaryota; Metazoa; Chordata; Aves; Passeriformes; Pipridae. Gene Ontology annotation, biological process: regulation of transcription by RNA polymerase II. The coding region runs from base 1 to 891 and encodes 296 amino acids.